AUGAGACCCUCAACAAGGCUUGAAGACAUUGACUUAGAACUGCUAAAUGCUCUGAAGAAAAAGGCUACAGUUUCUCAGGCUGCAGCAAUGUUGAAAAGCAGACUCAAGUUCAGGUUGACAUUUUCAACAAAGCUAGACAAUAUCCACGCGAUGAUAACAGCAUUGACUCAAAAAGCUGAUAACUUGAAAACAACAAGCGGACCCCAGGACUUCACUGAAGAGAAUGAGUUAAACAGACUCAAUGAACUUACAAGGCUCAUGGCACAAAAUUCGGAUCUUAAAGAAGAGAUAACUACCUUAAAAACUCAAAUCAAUCAACUGUCAUGA
Messenger RNA from Blastomyces dermatitidis ER-3, 327 nucleotides. RefSeq lists its product as uncharacterized. The transcript has 2 exons. The coding region runs from base 1 to 327 and encodes 108 amino acids. The record is from RefSeq and is a predicted model, not a curated record. Lineage: Eukaryota; Fungi; Ascomycota; Eurotiomycetes; Onygenales; Ajellomycetaceae.